Danaus plexippus (monarch butterfly) is the source of this 1236-nucleotide messenger RNA. Its product is annotated as 3-oxoacyl-[acyl-carrier-protein] reductase FabG-like. The transcript has a single exon. Bases 150 to 920 code for a protein of 256 amino acids. The record is from RefSeq and is a predicted model, not a curated record. NCBI's taxonomy places the organism in Eukaryota, Metazoa, Arthropoda, Insecta, Lepidoptera, Nymphalidae.
AACAAGUAUUAAAAGUGACGUUUCGUAAUUUGACUUUUAACGUUAACUGUGAAAGUUUAACUUUCUAUCACAACAGUUACUUUAAAUUGUUACGUCUUAUUUAAGUAUCACUUCAAUUUUUAAAUUAAAUACUAGAUUAUUGGGGAAAAAUGUCAAUCAAGAAUAAAGUUGUCUUGAUUACCGGCGCGGGUUCCGGUAUAGGGAUGGGUAUAGCUAUACGUUUUGCAAAAUCGUGUGCCAAACUAUCUCUCAUAGAUAUAAACUCUGAUAAACUUGAUAAUGUUGCACUAAAAUGUGAAUAUGAGAGUAAAGAGAGAGUAUUAAAAAUCGUUACCGAUAUUUCUGUUAGAGAUAACAUAAAAAAUGUUGUCAAUACUACAUUACGUGAGUAUGGUAGAAUAGACGUCGUUGUGAAUUGUGCUGGAACCUCAGGCAAUGGAUUCAUAACAAGUGAAGAAUUAUUAAAUGAUUUGGACAUAGUUCUUAAUAUUAAUCUUAAGUCUGUUAUAGCUUUAACACAUUACGCGGCAAAUGCAUUAAUAGAAAGCAAAGGGGGUGUUAUCAAUAUUGCCAGUAUGCUGGCAUAUUUUGUAGGGAAAGGAGCAAUUCCUUACAUUGUGGCUAAAGCAGGUGUAUUACAUUUCACAAAAUGUGCAGCUUUGGAACUAGCCGAAAAAGGUGUUAGGGUGAAUUCUAUAUCACCUGGGCCGGUUAAGACUAAUAUAUUAUUAAAUAUCAUUCAGAAUCAGGAAAAAAGUGAUGAAUUCUGGGAUAAUCUAGGGAAACAGACUCCAUUAGGGCGCUUAGUAAAAGCUGAAGAAAUAGCUGAAUUGGCUGUAUAUUUAGCAAGCAAUAAAGCAAUGAGUAUUACUGGCAGUGAUUUUCUCAUUGAUGCUGGGUCGACAUUAAGUAAAUUAUAACUAUAGUAAUGACUAACAUUACUCAUGUUAGAAUUUACACUUUUUAUAUUAUAUAAAGUUUACUUUAAUAAAUUAUUGUCUAGACUGGUGCUCUUAAAGUAUGACAAAUAUAAUAAAUAAUUAGGUGCUAUUUUUAUAAAUAAACUAUAUGUAAAGCAAAGUAAAUGGGUAAUUUUGAUAAUAAAUAGUCUAUAAUGUGCUAUUUGUGAAAUUAAUUAUUUUUAUAUCUUUAUUAUAUUUAAGUAUAAAUAGACAUUGCAAAUGUAAAUGAGAUUAAAAUUGAUUUCUAAUAGGUGAAUAAAAAUGGUUUCUACGA